This is a messenger RNA of Dromiciops gliroides (monito del monte), 2190 nucleotides long. It is a transcript of the gene LARP7, whose product is annotated as La ribonucleoprotein 7, transcriptional regulator. Gene Ontology annotation, cellular component: nucleus. The record is from RefSeq and is a predicted model, not a curated record. The coding region runs from base 139 to 1923 and encodes 594 amino acids. The transcript has 13 exons. NCBI's taxonomy places the organism in Eukaryota, Metazoa, Chordata, Mammalia, Microbiotheria, Microbiotheriidae. Gene Ontology annotation, molecular function: mRNA binding. Gene Ontology annotation, biological process: RNA processing.
CACGCGCGGGCGUGACGACGGCUCUGGUCGCACAGCACGUGACGCGCGGGCCCCAGCAACGGAGAAGAGCGGGGAGGAGGAGACCGUUUACGAAACGCGCCGAGGCUUGGACCCGUUGCCUGGGGGACUGAACCGAUAAUGGAAACAGAAACUGGCAAUCAAGACAAAUCAAUGGAAGAGGAAAGCACUGAACAGAAGAAAGAGGGAGAAAAAAAGAAGCGGUCAAGAGUGAAGCAGGUGCUUUCAGAUAUUGCUAAGCAAGUGGAUUUCUGGUUCGGGGAUGCCAAUCUUCACAAGGAUAGAUUUCUUCGAGAGCAAAUAGAGAAGUCUCGAGAUGGAUAUGUUGAUAUAUCACUUCUUGUAUCAUUCAACAAAAUGAAGAAAUUGACAACUGAUGGGAAAUUAAUAGCCAGAGCUUUGAAAAGUUCCUCUGUCGUAGAGUUGGAUUUGGAAGGUACAAGAGUAAGAAGGCGCCAGCCCCUGGGUGAGAAACCAAAAGAUGUGGAUGACCGGACUGUAUAUGUGGAAUUGCUUCCCAAGAAUGUCAAUCACAGUUGGAUUGAAAGAGUAUUUGGAAAAUGUGGCAAUGUUGUCUAUAUUAGCAUCCCACAUUACAAGUCCACUGGAGACCCAAAGGGAUUUGCAUUUGUAGAAUUUGAAACAAAAGAACAAGCUGACAAAGCUAUAGAGUUUUUAAAUAAUCCACCAGAGGAAGCACCAAGAAAACCUGGAAUGUUUCCAAAGACAGUGAAAAAUAAACCUAUACCUGCCCUUAAUACUAGUAUCUGUAGAGCUGCUGAGGAAAAGAAGAAAAAAAAGAAAAAGAAGUCACGGAUGAAAAAGGAAGGUGUUCAGGCAGCAAUGGAGACCAAGGAAACAAAUACAGACACCCCUGAUGAACAUGUAGAACAUUUCAGUAAGCUUAAAAGGCACAGGACAACAUCGGAGGGCUCAGAAGCGGGCAGUUCCGAUAUCCAGAGGCCCCCGUGUAAGAAAGAGAAGAAAAAAAAGGAACGAUCUGAAGUGUUGGGUUUACCUGAAGAAAGCAGGGGAGGGAAGAGGAAGAGGAAUAGUUCUGAAGAUGCGGAUACAUUGAUUCCAAGUUCAAAAGUCAAGAAAAGCUCUGUUAAGGAAGAAAGCGCUAAAGAUGAGCAUCCAAAAGCUGAAAUGCCAAAGGAUUGUAAAGACCUAGAAGUCUCUACUGAAGAGGAGAAAGAUGCCGGAGAUAUGAAGGAUGGCUCCCUUUUAAAAUCAAAAAGAAAGCAUAAGAAAAAGCAUAAAGAAAGACACAAAAUGGGAGAGGAGGUCAUACCACUGAGAGUACUAUCCAAGAAUGAAUGGAUGGAAUUGAAAAAAGAGUAUCUGGCUCUACAGAAAGCCAGUAUGGCUUCUUUAAAAAAAACAAUAUCCCAAAUAAAGUCUGAGAAUUUAGGGCAGAUGGACACAGACCCUGGAAUAAAAAAUGGCCAUGCAAACAGUGAAGACAGUCAGCCCCCUGAGAAGAUUAACACAAUGGGACCCCAGUUUGUAAGUGGAGUGAUUGUGAAGAUCAUUAGCACUGAACCCCUGCCUAGCAGGAAACACCUCCGGGAAACCUUGGCAGUGAUAUCUGAAGUUGUUUAUGUUGAUGUGCUAGAAGGAGAUACAGAAUGCCAUGUUAGAUUUAAAACUCCAGAGGAUGCUCAAGCAGUAAUCAAAGCACAUGCAGAAAUUAAAAAGAAAUAUAAUUGGAAAUUCGAGAUCCUCUCUGGUGACCAUGAACAGAGAUAUUGGCAGAAGAUUUUAGUAGAUAGGCAGGCUAAACUUAAUCAACCCCGUGAAAAGAAAAGAGGAACAGAGAAGUUGAUCAACAAAGCUGAAAAAAUCAGACUGGCCAAGACUCAACAAGCAAGUCAACACAUUAGGUUUUCAGAAUAUGAUUGAAAAAAAUUGAAUUCUGCUUUACCUUGAGGACUUAAAAAUUCACUGAAUACUUUUACCAUUCUUAAGAAAUCCAUUUCUUUCUGUUUUCUUUUCAUCAUGGUACUACGGAAUGUUGUUUUAAAGGCCAACCUUUAAUUGAAUUAAAUUUAACUAUUUUGAGCCUGUAGAUAUGGCUUUUCCUUUGAGCUUUUUUUAUUUAGUAUUUUGAAUAAUUUAUGUAAAUCAACUGAACAAAUGACAAAUUAACAAUAAAAUGUGUUUUGGGGA